AUGCAUCGAUAUCGUGUCUACGUAGCGUUUACAUUAGUAAAACGUUUCAAAUCAACGAAAGAAAAUAUCGAUACUACCUAUUAUAUACCUCCUAAAACAUUUCGCCCCGCAUAUUUUCAUCCGUUAAAACCAUUCGAACGUAAACCGCCAGAUCCAUUUCCACCAUUUCCAAAUGAAGGUGAUGCAAGUGGCAUGGGACCACGUUUGUAUGAUUAUCAGGUAAUGAGCGAACUUGUACGUAGUUUACCUAGUGCUUCGGAACGGAUUGAUUUUGUUAAUCCAUAUGAACGUGAAUUUACGAAACGUGAGAAACGUUUUCAUCGGCCAUGGCAGGCGCAGUUAUUGAAAACACGAAAAGCAUGGAGGAUACAGUCGUUUCCGAAUUAUUAUGAUCCGUUAAAUUUUUAUCAGUAUAUCACAAAAACAAGAUGUAUAGAAGGAUUAAACCAAUGGUAUGAUGAAUCUAUUCCAAUGCUUACUGAAGAUUUCGAGAAUCGUUUAAGCGAAAUGUUGAAAUUACAUUUGGAAUCGUCGAAUGUUGAUAGCGAACAAGAAAGAACUACGAGAAUUUUGAGAAGCUUACUGGAUUUGUUGCUUGAAAAUAUGAUUCAAAGCGGCAUGUAUUCUUGUCUAGCACAACAGAGGAUAUCUCAUGCGCCACGAUGUGAAUCAUUCUGGAUUCGUUGUGGAUUUGAUGCUCUUUACGAAAAUGUUAAUACACAACGACAUCGAGGUGAUAACAGAGCAAAGCUUGGUGAAUUGGCUUUCGUCAUGAGGGAUUCAUUUUCAACGCAGUUACGAACGAAACAUCCAUUGAAACCUUUGAUGUCAUUUUGGGAUAAGGAAGUUGUGGAGCCAUUGUUUGAUCCUUCAUUUAAUAUUAAAGAUGAAUUAAUAUAUUCUCCUGCUAUGUUUGGGAUGAUGGCUGAUGCAGAUCCAUUAUGGCAGUGUCCAGGAUAUGAACCAGAUUGUGGUGAAGAAUACAAAUAUGGUCAGAUAGGAUUUAAACAAUUUAAUGAUUUGGAUAUUCAUUGUAAAAGAUGGAAAGUGAAGGGCGAGGAAGAGGAAAUAGUUCGCAAUGAAUGCCUUCGAGCUUCUGCUGUUGUAUCGCUCUUUUCUUGGCUAAAUGCUCAAGCUCAUGCAUUGGGUUUCACUCAAUACAACGAUAUCGAAUAUCCUUUUGUAUCGCAGUUAGUGUUAUCUAAUGGAAAGCAAUUCUUCUUUGCUAUAGCUCAACUGAACACUUUACUUAUUAACGUGGAUAUUGAGGGAAUAAUAAAUAAACGUUCAAAUUUAUGCUACGUCGAAGGACCACUAAAUCUGUAUGAUCGAUAUGAUUGCGAUAAAGGUAUAUUUGAAUUUGGUAAAAAGAAUGACACUGAUGCAGAAUCAGUAAACAAUUUUAAUCCACAUGUGAUUGGUCGAUUGAUGCAAAUGCUUGUGAAGGAUAUGCCUGUAAACAAAGAGAUGACAUAUGAUUCAAUGAAAAUGUCAAAGUAUAUUCCUGUAACAUUUGAUAAUAUUCCAUAG
This is a messenger RNA of Brugia malayi, 1530 nucleotides long. It is a transcript of the gene Bma-mrps-30, whose product is annotated as 28S ribosomal protein S30, mitochondrial, putative. Gene Ontology annotation, molecular function: structural constituent of ribosome. The coding region runs from base 1 to 1530 and encodes 509 amino acids. NCBI's taxonomy places the organism in Eukaryota, Metazoa, Nematoda, Chromadorea, Rhabditida, Onchocercidae. Gene Ontology annotation, cellular component: mitochondrial large ribosomal subunit; ribosome; mitochondrion. The transcript is spliced from 10 exons. Gene Ontology annotation, biological process: translation. The record is from RefSeq and is a predicted model, not a curated record.